GGCCACGGGAAACGAAACGAACCGAACCCUCAGAAUCUCGGUUUAUUUUGCUAUACGCGAAACCAAGGAGAAGAUUGCACGAAGUUGGGAAAAGAGAAACAAAGUUAGGGGUUGGUUUCAAGGGCUGAAUGGGUUACAACGUCGAGGAAAACGUUACUCACGGCGAUUGUCGGUCGGCUGCUAGCUGCGAAACGGGGGUUGCUCUCCUCUCCUGGCUGGUUCCUCGCCGCGGUGGAGUUAGGCGAACCCAGUCGAUGCGAAAACAGAUGUAAUUAUCUCUUGGUGAGGUAGGGAAACACGGACGUCGCGUUUUACAAGCGCAUCGUUAUACGCCCUGCGACAUCGACGACGACGUAGACGGUGGAAAAUCUAUCGGUGGCACGGUCUCUCGAGGUGGGACACGAGUGCGCCUGACCGCUGGCGAAGCCACGAACAUGGCCGAUCCGACGAAAUCGAUAAAACACGUUACGUUUUCCGCCGUUUCGACGGAGCCGACGCUCUGCGCCGUCCGCCCCCGUUCGUCCGAUGCGAUGGCCGACGCGUGCGCCCCGGCGCCGGCACCACGGACGCCGGAGAUCACCAUCGUGCCCGACGUCACACUCGACCGCGGACGUUUAACGGAACUCACCCCUUUGACAAGUUGUAUCAACAAAUUGGAAUUACAAAAAAUUAGAAAAUUAGCAGGAAACAAAUAGCCAACAAACAAACUAGUAGAAGAAAAGAUCAGAAACAACGCCAUGGUGUUCCCCACUGAACAGGGUGCUGCUUAUCGACCAAAUAUCGACUCCUGGAACUUCAGUUCGUGAACACUUUGGCGGCAGUAACGCUGAUGAGCACCCUCGAAUCAUUAUCUAAAGGGUAGUGCUCGACUUUAAGUGGGUCCCCAGCUUUAUUUUUGCGAAAGUAGUUCGGCCUGGUUGCACCUUAAGAUUUUGUUGCUCAAUUCGUUAAUAGAAACUGCCCAAUUAAAUGGAAAAUACGGAAAUAAUCUGCGAGGAAAAUCUACAAUCAAAAGAUCUAAAUGAUCCGGAUACAAAUAUAUCGGGAAACGAAAAAUCAUCGAUGCAUUCUUAUGGGAGAAACUUAGAAGCAGCGAUUCAAGCUAAUUUUUACAAAAUUCCUGAUAUACCCAAAAAAUAUAUUGAACCCAUAAUUCUCGAUACGUCGUUACCCUAUAUUCCCCUUUAUGCCCACUUAAAAACGUAUGAUUUAAAACCCGUUAAAAGACCUAAAACUCCACCGCUGUUAUAUGCGUUACGAUCAAAAACUCUUAGCAAAGACGAUACUGAAUCUUGUUUAUCUUCUAAAACAUCACCCUUAACGGAAGGAAUCUAUACGAGGGAAAGUUCCGGUACACCGAUGUCAAAGGAAAAUGGAAAAAGUUUAAAAAUAGAAUAAAAUAUCAAAGCGAGAAACUGAAAACUUUAAAUCAUAUUCACAUGUGUUUUUAAUGACUAUACAGUAAUAAUAAAAUAAAAAUGAAU
Molecule: messenger RNA, 1484 nt
Organism: Nomia melanderi (Alkali bee)
Lineage: Eukaryota; Metazoa; Arthropoda; Insecta; Hymenoptera; Halictidae
Source: RefSeq, a predicted model, not a curated record